Molecule: messenger RNA, 1923 nt
Organism: Macrobrachium nipponense
Lineage: Eukaryota; Metazoa; Arthropoda; Malacostraca; Decapoda; Palaemonidae
Product: lysoplasmalogenase TMEM86B-like
Exons: 5
Coding region: 569-1273 (234 amino acids)
Cellular component (GO): membrane
Molecular function (GO): hydrolase activity
Source: RefSeq, a predicted model, not a curated record
UGUAUCUCUUCUCAUGAGUUCGCGAGUGCACCUGUCCUGUUAUCUCUCACUUUUUUUAAAGGCCAAAACCGUAAUCUCGCCUGUGAAAGUGAGAAUAGAGCGCCUUUUUUAUUUAUUUUGUAUUAUUAGAGACGUUGCCGAAAUACCAGCUUGAGUUUUAGAUCAUCUUUUUUGGAAAUAAUUCCAAAAAUCCCACAAAAUUAACGUCUGAGGUGCCAUGAAACUAAUCUUAGAACGACUCUGCAAGUGAAAGGCCUGAUAAACGUAGCCUUUUGCUUUAUGACCCUUUCGAUGUUUCGUCUGGAUAUGCUUAUCAGUGUGAACAUCUAAUCUUGAUUAAAUCUCUUGGAAUUUUGCUGCCGUCAAAUGUAAAUUACUCGAAGAAAUCAACAUUAUAAGGAAAUCAGUGGAAAGGAGCGAGAUUUCCAAGUGUUUUGACACGUGGAACAUAAUAUCAUCGAAUAGUUCCAAGUUAUAACGGGAAGAGCCGUUGAGACAGAAAACUCUGUUGGAAGAAUACUGCCUAAACAGAGUGCUUCUUUCCUCCACUUCUUUAUGUUCUGAAAUCAUGCAGCUCCCGUGGCAUCACUUGUUGCCAUUUCUGGCGUCAGUGGCUGUUUCCUUCAUCUGGUUCGUGCCGAAACCAACGCCAUCCAUUGGUUCUAUGGUAUGCAAGUGCCUCCCGGUGAUUCUGCUGGUUAUGUAUCUGUUUUACCUGGAAGGAUGGACGGACACCGAAAAUAAGCUGGUGCUUGUGGCGCUCAUUCUGUCUGCACUUGGGGAUGCGUUUUUGGUGUUUCCGAAAUCUUUAGGGCUGCCUGGCGUGGUGGCUUUUGGGUUAGCGCAGAUAGCGUUCACCUGCGCAUUUGGGUUUCGUUCUGUGAGCUGGGUUAUCGGCAUCAUCCUUUACCUGACAGUUUUUAUUGUCUUCUCUGUAAUUAUGAUUUUGGAGGCCAUUCCAUCAAAUUAUCGAGUAGCAGUUCCAAUCUUCAUUCUGUACGGCAUUUUAAUCGCCACAAUGCUGUGGAGAGCACUCGAUAGAUUCCACCUGCAAGAGUUACUCCUGGAGCGGCGGCUGUGCACAGCGGCUGGUGCCAUCAUUUUCGUCGUGUCAGACUUGAGCAUUAUCUUCCUGCAAGGGGCCGGCUUGAUCCCACAGCCUUAUUCGAAGUUUGUAACCAUAGCAACUUAUUACUCCGCCCAGCUACUGAUCACUCUCGGUGCCAGUGAGAAAUUUUGGCUCAAGGAUUAUCCAAACAAGACGAUUCACUAGAAUAGUGAUUUCGGUAAUGUUUUCAAGGAUACUUAGUGCGCAUGCCCUUUGCCUUGUGAAAUGCCCCUACUUUGUACGCGCUCUACUGCAAAUGUUAAGCUUUAAUGAGGUCAUAUUUACCAGUGGCGUAAACUAUUUAUGAUGUUUAUUUUUGUCAUUUAGCUUGUAUAUUAGUAAGUCAGUCGAUAUGAUGAAAUCAGUGUUCAAAGUACGAAUCGUAGAUCAUUCCAUCUCCUUCGUUCUCGGUUCAUGUGCUGUGGAAUGCCGUGAGAAGAGGCGCUUUACUUUUAACUCCUUUAUGCAAGAAUAAAAGCUUUAUCGGCAGAUUUCGUGAGAGCGGCUUUUACUCCGCAUUUAAAAGACCAUUAACACGUACACCUGCCGUCUUGUGCUUUAGCUCCUUUGGUCAUGAGAUUUCCCUUUUUCCUCGAUUACACAGAUGAAGAAGGAUGCAACAACGUCUUCGGCCAUAACCUGAAAAACAACGAAAAACUAACUACAUCGCUUUUCUACUUAGACAUCCGGACAGGAAAUAAUACCGUGGUUGCACAUACAUACGCCACAACACAAACAAACACAUACGUGUAUGUUUAUAUAUAUAUAUAUAUAUAUAUAUAUAUAUAUAUAUAUAUAUAUAUAUAUAUAUCAUA